Molecule: messenger RNA, 320 nt
Organism: Prorocentrum cordatum
Lineage: Eukaryota; Dinophyceae; Prorocentrales; Prorocentraceae
Source: the annotation of a GenBank genome assembly
UCAGCUACAGCGUUGGGAUCUCCGCAUGCGAGAAGGGGGGGCAGUGGCAGCGGGCAUUGAGGCUGCUCAGCGAUAUGUGGGAUGCGACUUUGGAGCCCGACGUCAUUAACUACAACGCCGGGAUCAGCGCAUGCGGAAAGGGCGAGCAGUGGCAGCGGGCUGUGGCGCUGCUCAGCGAGAUGUGGGCGGCGAAGGUGGAGCCCGACAUCACCUUCAGCUACAGCGCUGGGAUCAGCGCCUGCGAGAAGGGUGAGCAGUGGCAGCGGGCACUGGCGCUGUUCAGCGAGAUGUUGGCGGUGAGUUUAGAAAACAAUCCCUAG